AAGAGGCUGCAGGAGGGAACGUGGGCUUGGGAGAGGGAGCGCAGCCUCGGGUGCCUGAGGCGGACUCAGGGGACAGGAGCAACUUCCAGAGCUCAGCCAACUUCAUGUUCCAAAAAUACAAGCUGCUGCCCUCCCUCCCAGCCAGCACUGAGCCCCCCCAGCAGGAUGGCAGCUCUCCAGCCCCCCAGCCCAGCCCCCCCAGCAGCACCCCCACACCAGCUCACCCAGCCUCCUCUCCAUCCAGCAACCCCCCAUUCCCACCGCCUGGCCCCCAGCUCAGCAUCACCCUGGCCCCAGACCCUCCCCAGACUGUGCUUCCCAAAGCCCCCUCCACCCCGGAGGAAGAGGUGUUGCUGGUCAAGAAGGUCGGUGUUCUCCCCUCGGGGCGGUACUUCAGCGCCCUGCACACCUUGCUCUGUGACACCAUCUCGGGCUCGGUGUCCCGCUCCUCCCCGGAGCUCCUGCGGCAGUGGCUGAAGAAGGCUGAGCUGGCAGAAGAGCUGGGAGAGAUGCCCAAAUCCCUGCCCAGCCCCAAACAUGGCUCCAAGGCUGCCGGUCCUCAGAAGCCCAGCAACGGCAAGGAGAUCUGGCUGGCUUUCCAGGACGUGGCCGCGCUCCUCUCCAAACUGCUCUCCCAGCUGAACACCUUCAUGUCCGCUUGCCCUUUCCCGCACGUGGUCCGGGCGGGAGCCAUCUUCAUCCCCAUCCAUGUGGUGAAGGAGAAGCUCUUCCCAAAGCUGCCCGGCAGCUUCGUGGACCAAGUGCUGCAGAAGCACAAGGUGGAGCUGCGUCCCACCACGCUCUCAGAGGAGAAGCACCUGAGGGACCUGGAGCUGAAGAGCUGCACCUCCCGCAUGCUGAAGCUCCUGGCGAUCAAGUGGCUUCCCGAAAUCUACCCUGACCUGCUCAACCUCCACUGGCACAACUCCAUCCAGCAGCAGCUCGGUUCAAGCUCAGAGACUGGCCAGCAGCCCUCCAAGUAGCCCUGACAUGGAGGCACUGAAAGCUGAUGGCAAAGCGACAGCCACGGACAGAUCAAGGGAAAGGAGGCGCUGAGGAAUGUGCCAAGGGCAACAGCCAAAUGAUGACAGGAAAGGGAAGGUCCCGAGUCCUCAGAGCCGUGGAUGCCGACACCACCAGCAGCCCUGCAGGCAGGUGCUCAGUUCCCACCACCAUCAGGAUCCUCCAGGAUGCUGAUACUUUGGCAGGGACCCUCUGGGGAUGCUGCUCAGGGUGGAGAACAGCUCAGGGGUGCUCCAGGGACACUCGCUGGGAUGCUGCUGCUGGGUUAUCCGGGCCCGCGGGCAUGGGCUCGAGCCCUUCACAGCAGCUGGAGCUGCUUUUCUUUGAAUGGAUCAUCUUUCAGUGUAUCUCCCGCCUCCAUCCGUGAUUGCCCUGGUGAGCUGAGAGAGAAUGGCUGGAGUUCCAGUGGAGCUGGAGCAAGAGGAGCAUGGAAAUGGCCACAGCACCCUUCCCAGCCUUGGAAAAAGGGACUGCAGGGAUGACAUCCCACCUCCUCCUCUGAAUUCCCCCUCCUGCUUUAUCCAUGCCUUUCCCAAUAAACAUCCCCUUCCUCUGUGAUUUUUACCUUUAAAGUGCCAUAAAGACCUGGCACAACAGCAAGGGCAAGGGAGUCGUGACUUCCAUAGUCCCAGGACUAAGCUGGUUUUGUCUUAAAUGAAGACAUUUUACAAAUGUUCUGGAUUAACCUUUAUAAGGAGUUGCUGCCUUCAGGUCAUGUGUUUUGGGUUGGGUUUUUCUUUAAAUACAGUAAUCUAGAUGUGUCUUUUUAUUUAAACUAAAAGGCUACAAGAAAGAUCUAAAGACUCUUAAAGAAAAGAAAACCAAAUCACUUCACAUCCCAGAUCCUGACCCAAAGGAGAACAUGGGAGAUGCACGUUUAGGGACCACCUUGGUGGAGACUAAAGGAGCAGAGAGGGCAAUGAUGCUGCCAGACCUUGGAAGGAGGGAUCCUUUCAUCCCAAAGGGUUAUGGGCAUGCCAGGAGGGAUGUGGGCAUCCCAGGACUGAUGGACAGCCUGUCACCCGGGGGAUGCAGUGGGGUAUAAAGCAGAGGCCUUAAAAACUCAUCGCUCAGGUGUUCUUCAAGCUGCUGCAGGGCAUGGAGGAACAAAAUGAGGGUUAUUCAAAUUUUUUAUUUCACUACAGGGAAUAUUUAUUUUAAACUAAAAAGAUGGAGUUCGGGGGUGUUGGGUGGAAAUGACCCUACCCACUCUGUACUUAUUUUAGCCAAAAGGUGUGUUUGCUACUGGGGGAUUUCUUUGGGUGCCUUCCUGGUUUUCUGUGGGGAUGGGGUGGCUGUGGAUGGGACAGGUAAGGGGGAUGCUGCUGUUCUCCUCACUCCCCCCCACAACUCUAUGCAUGUGCACAGUGAUUUGAAAAGCAGUGUUUGUUAAUAAUGUUGUCUUUGUACAUACAUAAGGUUCCAGGGAACAAAGCUCCUUCCCUUUAUUUAACUUUUUUAUAAGAAUAUGAAGAGUUGCCUCACCUGGUUUAAGUGAGUUUGACUUGUUUCCAGACAUGCCCUGCUUCUGUCCCUGCUUCCCAGCAUGGGCACAACGGGACCUUCCUGGGGUUGGAGAGUCCCCAGAU
This is a messenger RNA of Onychostruthus taczanowskii (white-rumped snowfinch), 2612 nucleotides long. RefSeq lists its product as uncharacterized. The coding region runs from base 105 to 983 and encodes 292 amino acids. NCBI's taxonomy places the organism in Eukaryota, Metazoa, Chordata, Aves, Passeriformes, Passeridae. The transcript has 3 exons. The record is from RefSeq and is a predicted model, not a curated record.